ACACGCCUGCUGCUGAAAUAAACACCAUGAGUUACUGUUGACGAUGAGUCAGUUUUCUAAAUACAACAUGCUGAAAGGGUUUGUCCAUCAUCCAGCCUCCUGGUAAAGGUUUAUGGGAGAUAUUAUAUCGCCUCGGUUGCCAUGGAAGAAAAGGACUGUGUCUGAGCGGUGCCAACUUUUAUUCACAUGGAGCUAUUCUUGCCCUGUCUUCAAUUGAUAAACGCAGUGUGCAUGUAAAUGCACGGGAGAUUAACCCAUUCACAUCAGAUUGAGUAACUCAAGAAGAGUUUUGACGAUUGUUUUCGCCUGGAGAAGGUCGAAAUAACGAGGCCACUGAAGAGGUUGUAUCCCUGGGCAAAGCACCACUUAUUUCUAAUAUUCUUCCCUGCUUUGGCUCGGCAGGAUCUCGGGGGAUUCUGCAGUUCAACACAUCACAGCUGCUUGCUGCUUUUGACAGACAGCCGCCAUCAUUCUGUGCUGCAAGGGCGACCCCAAAAUGUCUUCCAACGGCGAUCUGCAAGACGUUGGGAGCUGGGACAGCUUCUGGGAGCCGGGGAACUACAAGAGGACAGUAAAGCGCAUUGACGAUGGCUACAAGCUGUGCAACGAGCUGGUCAUCUGUUUCCAGGAGCGAGCCAAGAUUGAGAGAGGCUAUUCCCAGCAGCUCAGUGAUUGGGCCAGAAAAUGGAGGGGUGUUGUGGAGAAAGGCCCACAGUAUGGGACUCUGGAAAAGGCAUGGCAUGCAUUUAUGAAUGCGGCCGACAGACUGAGUGAGAUCCAUAUGGAACUAAAACAGAAACUGGUUGUUGAGGACAGCGAGAAGGUUAGAAACUGGCAGAAGGACGCCUUCCACAAGCAGAUGAUUGGUGGAUUCCGUGAGACCAAAGAUGCUGAUGAAGGCUUCCGCAAGGCCCAGAAACCCUGGGUCAGAAAACUGAAAGACGUGGAGUCCUCAAAGAAGAGUUACCACCAAGCCCGUAAGGAAGAGCGCACUGCGCUAACCCGUGAAACUCAUGCCAAGGCUGACACCACCAAAUCCCCGGAGGAGGUCCGCAAGUUCACAGACCGUCUGGAGAAAUGUACACAAGAGGCCGAAAAGGCUAAGGAGCGUUAUGAGAGAGCUCUGGAUGAGCUCAAUCGCUGUAACCCACGUUACAUGGAGGACAUGGAGCAGGUGUUUGAAAUUACCCAGGAGGCGGAGAAGAAGAGGUUGCUUUUCUUUAAAGAGGUGCUGCAGGACAUUCACCAGCACCUGGACCUCUCCAGCAAUGAUGGAUUCCGGGGCCUGUACCGAGACCUCAGCCAGACCAUCAGUGCAGCCAGUGACACGGAGGACCUCCGGUGGUGGAGAAACACGCAUGGACCCGGCAUGAGCAUGAACUGGCCACAGUUUGAGGAGUGGUCACCAGAAGCAAACCGAUCCAUCAGUCGAAAGGAGAGGAACAGUCACUCUGACGGGGUCACCCUGACUAAUAUCGUGUCCGCAGGAGACGAACCCCCACAGACUCCACAGGAAACUACCAGGGCGGGUAAAGACUACUCCUCGGACUGGUCAGAUGAAGAAAGCCCCAAGAAAUACAUUGCAGCCAAUGGGGUGGACGAGGAAGAGAAGGUAGUCGGGGUUCGUGUUAGAGCGCUGUAUGAUUACACAGGGCAGGAGGCUGAUGAGCUGAGCUUUAAAGCAGGUGAAGAGUUAAUGAAGCUUGGCGAGGAGGACGAGCAGGGCUGGUGCAAAGGGCAGCUUCACAGUGGAGAGGUGGGCCUUUACCCUGCUAACUACGUCCAAGUCAUCGCAUCAUGAUAACCCGCUCUGUCCCAGACGAGACCCCCACCUUCUACAUGGCAUCAUACGGAACGUUGGCAAUUGUGUUGACAACAGCCACAACUGCAUGACGGAUUGGAUGCCACAAGGCGCAAGAAUAACGCAGGAAUAACAGACAGGAGUGCACAGUUUCUGCUGUCAAACUAGAGAACUUUAAGAAGAAUUGUUAGUUUCCCUUUUGUCCUUGGGCUUAAUAAAAAGAGUGCCUUUAUUUGAAAACGCCAGACAGCAGAUCUGUUGUUGUUAUAUUACAGGAUUGAAUGGACAGCAUAGAUCAUGCUAGCGUUUUGUUCAAAGGACAACAUGUACAGUUUAAAUACGCCACUGUUGAAUUUGGUUUGGAAAACUAGCAAUGGCCUUUCAUAAUCGGAGUCCUAUUAUUUAAUAUUUCCCAUUUUUGCAAAUCGUUCAUGAGAAGCAUGUUAGUUUGUUCAUAUAUUUUGUGUUAUAUUUUAGAUUGCUGUAGGGAUUCUUCCUAAUGCUAACAAUGUUCCUAUGUUUCAUAUUUACCUUUAUGUUUCCUCCAAAGAUAUAUGGAUUUGUACAAAAGUAUCACCGGGUAGAUGCUCAUAAUCACCCUUUGGAAUCUUGUGACGGGAAUUCCAGGGAGGAGAUUAUUAAAUCUAUUUGGUGGGACUGUUUUACUUUUUUAAUUUAUCUUUUGAUUUUACGUGGAGAGCAGGAAAAGCUUCUACUACGAUGUGUGUUGACAGAAAGAGGGCAAGACUUGAGUUGGCUUGUCGAGGUGUGUUUGAGUGGUAUAAUGGGCCUCCGAUAUGCCCCACUGUGAACAUUGUUUUUCAUGAAACUUCCAUAACAGCCAAUACUAAUCAAUGUUAAAAAUAAAAUUCUAAUUAAUAUGAAUGAUACGUUAUUCUAUUUUGUUUGUAUAGUGGCAAUUUAGCAAUUUCAACCAAGACAUGUUGCAAAGGUUUGGUUUAGUAACGCCCAUUUAUUAAAAUUGUAUAUGUAGUCUGUGUAUGGCUUCUUGAAGGGAUUAUUUACUCACCCUCAUUGUCCCUAAAUGACUUGGUUCCAUGGAACACAAACGGAGAUGUUAGGCGGAAUGUUAGCCUCAGUCACCAUGCACUUUCUUUUGCCUAUUUUCUAAAUACAAUGAAAAUGAAUGGUGACUGAGGUUAAGAUUCUGCCUAACGUCUCCUUUUGUGUUCUAGGGAGGAAAGAAUGUCAUAUGGGUUUGAAAUAAGACUUAAGUUGUCAUUAUGCAACUGCAUAGAAAUUGAGUGACAUGAAAUGAGUGUUUACAUGCACACCAAUAAGCUGAUAACAAAAUGCGUUUAUCAAAUAAAUUCUG
This is a messenger RNA of Xyrauchen texanus (razorback sucker), 3137 nucleotides long. Its product is annotated as protein kinase C and casein kinase II substrate protein 3-like. Gene Ontology annotation, cellular component: cytoplasm; endosome; plasma membrane. Lineage: Eukaryota; Metazoa; Chordata; Actinopteri; Cypriniformes; Catostomidae. The record is from RefSeq and is a predicted model, not a curated record. The transcript is spliced from 12 exons. Gene Ontology annotation, biological process: plasma membrane tubulation; cytoskeleton organization; regulation of endocytosis. Bases 497 to 1801 code for a protein of 434 amino acids. Gene Ontology annotation, molecular function: protein binding; phospholipid binding.